CGACACGCAUGAAUGAGAAUGCAAUGCUAUGUUGUAGCUGUAAGAUACAGCCCUGCCCGAGCUGGUGAUUAAAGUUCAUGAACAGUGUGCUUUGGUCCUCUGUGGCAGCAACAGAAAACGAUGCCUCCAUUUCUGGCCACGUGUGUGAGCACCAUGGAGACCAGCAUGCUCACCACCAGCAUCACCAAGCACACACAAAAGUGGUUUUCUGCAGGAUAACCAACAUGGCAGCUGAUCGUUGAGGAUUAGGAGGAACAUGGUGAAGCUCAGCACCAGGGUGACCUUGAAGGAGUUGCGCUCGCCGCCUCCCAGUGGCAGGGCAAAGCUCACCAUGUCGGCCAAGAUGAGUAGAAUACUCGGAAGUAGUAGGGUGAUGAAGGGGUUCUGUUGCCUGAUCUUCAGCACUACCUGGACCAUGAAAACAUGGCGUCAGCAUGAGCAGCGAAAGGGCAGAUGAGGUCAUCAUCAACACUUGCUUCACCACCGUUCACACAGUGGGCGUGCACAAUGAUGGCAGACACCUCCGCUUCAUGCAUAAGGACGGCAGGUUCCCUGUGGUCUUCCAGAAGGUACCCAGAGACUGCAGCCCGUACUUACUGGACAUCUUCACCACUCUGGUGGAGAUCCGCUGGAGGGUGAUGCUCCUGGUCUUCUCACUGUCCUACAUUGUCUCCUGGCUCUUUUUUGGCCUGUGCUACUGGUUCAUUGCGUUUGUACACGGUGACAACAUCGAUGACGCAGCUGGAAAUCCCUGCGUGGUGAACGUCUAUGGCUUCACCUCAGCGUUUCUCUUCUCCAUGGAGACCCAGGCGACCAUCGGUUACGGCUUCAGGGGCAUGACGGAGACCUGCAUGGGGGCCAUCAUCGUGGUGACAGCUCAGGAUGUCUUUAGUUGCCUCCUGGACACGAUAAUCAUCGGUAUUGUCAUCGCUAAAAUGGCGUCUGCCCGCAAGAGGGCUCAGACGGUUGGCUUCAGCAGGUUAGCGGUGGUCAACCUGCGGGAUGGGGUGCUGUGUCUGUCUUGGCGCAUCGGGGACUUCAGAGGGAAUCACAUCCUGGAAGGCGUCGCCCGAGCUCAGCUAGUGCGCUAUUCCCAACAAUUUGAAGGACCUGUGGCGAUAUCAUACCAGGAUCUGGAAAUCCACAACCGGAAUUUAGUCCUCGCCACGCCCGCCACAGUGGUACACAAGCUAGAACCGGGCAGCCCUCUCUACAACCUGAGUCCUGAUGGCCUUUUGGAAGAUGACUUUGAGCUUGUGGUGUCCUUCACCUACACAGGUGACUCCACAGGUAUGCUCCAUCAGACACGGACCUCCUACACGCCCACCGACAUUCACUGGGGACAGCGUUUCCGGGACAUGCUGAAAGUGGGAAGGAAGUGCUACAAAGUGGACUACGCUCUGUUUAAUGAGACCACGUGGGUGACGACGCCCUUGCUUAGUGCGGAGCAGUAUGACAGGGGGAGGAGUCAGCCAGGCCUUUCAAUGCCGGUUAAGAGAAACUGCUGCUGUACAGAAGAGGUGAUGCAGCAAACAUUUUUUUAG
This is a messenger RNA of Doryrhamphus excisus (bluestripe pipefish), 1544 nucleotides long. The record is from RefSeq and is a predicted model, not a curated record. Lineage: Eukaryota; Metazoa; Chordata; Actinopteri; Syngnathiformes; Syngnathidae.